GUACUUCUCCCCCCGCCCGUUUUCGCCCUAUAGCACCGAAACUGACGGCAGCAAUGGAACAUGACUUUGCUCCUUGUGUCUGUUCGGUCAACAGGGGAGGGUUUGGAGUUUCCAGGGUUCCUAUCGACCUUGCGCUGGCGGUGACGAUCUGGCGCCCCCCUGGCGCCCCCCUAUGUCCGACGACGCUGAUCCGGGACCGGCUCUUUUGGGGGAUAGCGGAACAGAUGAUAUGCGAUAUCUUCAACCUCACCAUCGAAGCGAUCUUUGAUCGCUGGGGUCACCUGGUAAACCAGCUGCAACAUGAUGCAAUUCUAUCAAAGAUAGAUAUGUUCUGUCAGGCAAUUCAUGAGAAAGGUGCCCCGCUCACGCGUUGUUGGGGCUUUAUCGACGGCACUAUUCGCGCGAUCUCGCGACCUAAGCGUAAUCAGAGAUUGUGGUACAAUGGUUGGAAGCGAAAGCACGCGUUGAAGUAUCAAGCGAUCGACACCCCCGAUGGGAUAAUUCGCAUGCUUUGGGGUCCCAUACUCGGGCGUCGCCACGAUGUCGCCAUGGUAGGGGAAAGUGGUCUGCUGCAAGAUCUGCAGCAGUGGUUCAACGACGCAGCAGGCACCCCUUACUACGUAUUCGGCGACCCUGCGUACAGCCUUUCGCCCUGGUUGCUGGCGCCGUACAAGGGGGUUUUAAACGCCUUCGAACAGACCUUCAACACCGCAAUGAGCUCCGUCAGAGUCUCGGUUGAAUGGGGGUUCGGAAAAAUCGUGGCCCUCUGGCCGAUGACNGCAGCAGGCACCCCUUACUACGUAUUCGGCGACCCUGCGUACAGCCUUUCGCCCUGGUUGCUGGCGCCGUACAAGGGGGUUUUAAACGCCUUCGAACAGACCUUCAACACCGCAAUGAGCUCCGUCAGAGUCUCGGUUGAAUGGGGGUUCGGAAAAAUCGUGGCCCUCUGGCCGUACGUUGACUAUGCCAAGAAGCAGCAGGUGGCGCUCAGCGCUUGCGGGCUUGGUAAACAGUAUGCGGUCGCCGGCAUUCUGACGAAUUGUCACUCGUCCUUCUACCGCAACAACACUUCUUUCUACUUCGGUGUAAAACCCCCGUCGCUUCGCAGCUACCUGAACGGCGAAGGGUAGAGUGUGGGUUGACGGGCUGUAAGUGUCAGAGGCAUGGGGUGAUGGUGGCUUAGGUCCGGGGCGCUGGCAGAAGGUGCCGCUGAGACUCUAGUAGUAACGCCUGGCAUGCUCGCUGAUAUGUUUGCAGA
Messenger RNA from Ectocarpus sp. CCAP 1310/34, 1258 nucleotides. The record is from the annotation of a GenBank genome assembly. NCBI's taxonomy places the organism in Eukaryota, Phaeophyceae, Ectocarpales, Ectocarpaceae.